Messenger RNA from Drosophila elegans, 5278 nucleotides. RefSeq names its product phospholipid-transporting ATPase ABCA3. The record is from RefSeq and is a predicted model, not a curated record. Gene Ontology annotation, molecular function: ATP hydrolysis activity; ATP binding; lipid carrier activity. NCBI's taxonomy places the organism in Eukaryota, Metazoa, Arthropoda, Insecta, Diptera, Drosophilidae. Bases 147 to 5126 code for a protein of 1659 amino acids. Gene Ontology annotation, cellular component: membrane; intracellular membrane-bounded organelle. The transcript has 13 exons. Gene Ontology annotation, biological process: lipid transport; transmembrane transport.
UGUGUUCAAACAAACUAAAUAUUAUAUUCAAAAUCCUCUGCCGCAUAUCGAAUUCUAUACCUUAACACUACUAAUUUCAUUGUGUGAAACGUAGCCAAUUUUUGUUUGUUUUUGUUAUAUGUAUAUAUAUAUUUUUAAAAUCGAGAAUGCCGGCCACCAAAGGAUACUUAUUCAAGCGAUACAUUCGUAUCGAGCUCAAUCUCUGGAGGCGCUCGCUCUUCGAGGCCAUCACCCUGGUGAUCAUGGUCCUUGUGAUCAUGCUCAAUCCCAUCGCCCAUUCCAAGCAGCUUCUCUACAUGAGCAACGAUAAAGAAAACGAACAGAUCAUCGUAUCGCACAAGCUUCAGGAUAUCAACAUAUUGACACGAAUGGCGGACUCAAAGCGGGAGAAGACCAAGUUCAGUCUGGUCUACACGCCCAAAACUCCGUUUUCAACGGAAGUGACCAACAAUGUGGCCAAGACGCUGGAGCUGAACUCCACGGUGGGCUACCAAAGCGAGGCCCAGAUGCAGGAUCAGUUCGACGAACGGACGACGCUGGCGGGGAUCGUGUUCCAUGAUGCCGAAGGCGAGGGCACUCCCUUGACGCUAUCCGUGUCGAUCCGAUUUCCCAGCGAGUUUCGUACAAUUGCUUCAUUUCUCACCGAGGAUCGACUGUGGGUAACCCGCUGCUCGGGACGGAUCCAUACCGGACGGGAUCGGGCCAAACACGAUAAGCAACAGGAUAUAUAUAUACGCGAGGGAUUUCUGCAGCUGCAGCAUCAGAUCUUCGUGGAGUGGUACCAUCGAUUGCGCAACGAUUUUCUCACCAACUUCCCGGAACCGAAUGUCGAGGUCUACAACAUUCUGCUGAAGGUCUCCGACGAACCCUGCUCCGUGAUGAGUCUCGCCCGGCUGCCCACAUUCUUGUAUAACUUCAUCUACCUACUGCCCUUCCUAAAUGUUAUCAGAAACGUGGCUGCCCAGGUGGAGGAUGGUGUAAUGGUGCAUCAGUGGCAUUACGGUUACUCGUUCGGCAUGCAAUGGGGUUUCAAGUUUACGGUGCUGUUCCUCAGAAUGUUAAUUUUAGGUGCAAUCUUUGUGAUAAUGAUGUUGUUUUUCUGGGCCUUUGUUGGACAAGAGGGGCAGUUUUCCGGCAAGGCGACGAUAGCAUUCAUCUGCUUCAUCGUGGUGUAUACUGUGGAGAUCGUCAUUACCGGAAUGGUGGUGGCGAAACUAUUUGUCAAUCCCACCAAUGCGGUUCUUUUCGCCCUGGUCAUGUGGCUGUUCAUGUACGCGGCAUUCUGCAUUAUAUUGGAACGUUACUGGGACAUCCACAAGUACUAUGUUUUCUUCAUCCUGGUGGUCUUCUGCAACUGCCAGAUGCACUUCAGCAUGAGUUUGUUCCAAAAUUGCAUCGAUGGCCCGGAUAUUGUGCAGACCAUCGAUUUCGUAGUGAUAUUCACGGCGGCCAUUAGUUCGGCCUUGAUAUACUUUCUGGUUCUAUUGGCGAUGCAGUGGCGGAUGCCGGGCACAUACCUCAGUCGGCGCAUAGUGAACAACCGGCCACGGAAGCAACGCGAGUCGGACGUACCCAUUUUGUAUGUGGGUAAAGCUCCUAGCUUCCAGAACUUCGAGUACGGCGAUGUGGGCAGCAAGGAGUUGAUGCGACUGCGUCAUGUCAGCACCACACAUCGCGAUUCGGAGCGAAAGAUCCUGAAGAACAUAUCCAUGCGGAUCUAUCGUGGCGAGGUGUACGUCAUCCUCGGGCAUAUUGGUUCCGGUAAGCUCACCCUGAUGAGGGUUCUGGCCGGCCUCAAGUUCCCCCUACGCGGCAGUGUAACCAUUUUGGACAAGCACUUUGAACCCAAUGGUGAAGUGCGUCGCAUGGUUGACUUCCGUUUCCAUGAGCACGGACUCAAUAAGCACUUAACCGUGGAGCAGACCAUCGACUACCAUGUCCGCUUGAAACUGGCGCCCAGUGAGUCCGAUCGCUACGAAAUCGAGAGGCGCAAGUGGUUGGCCAUACUCGAUCAGCAUGUCGAGAGUCGGAGGACGCGGAUCGGAAAGCUAAGCCCGAGCGCAACAAAACUGGUGGCCCUAUGUUGCUGUUUGGCCGGGGAUACACGGAUCAUUAUAUUGGAGGAGCCGACCACCAUGCUGUCGGGACGCGAGGCGCAGGUCUUUUGGUCGAUUGUCAAUGCGGAGAAGGAGAAUCGUGCCUUCAUCAUAGCCACCUAUAAUGUGGGCGAGGCGGAGCAUGCCGCCGAUCGCAUCGGGAUCCUCAGCAUGGGCGUCCUCGAGGCCAGUGGCACACCCUUCUUUUUGCGGGCCAGGUUCAGCAACAGUGUGGAUCUGGUCAUCAUCAAGAAGCCACAUGUACCCGAUCAGCCAAUCACGGACUAUAUCAAUCAGUUUAUGACUAACAUUGAGCCGGAAAACGAGAUUGGUGAUACCCUAACGUACAGACUGCCGGUAAUCUUUCGACCACGGCUGCAGAAAUUAUUGAUCCAUCUGGAAAUCGAUCGCAAGAAGCUGGGCAUCGAAAAUGUGCGAGUGGUUGGUGCGGAACUGUCCGACAUUUAUAUGAAGCUGGUCACCUCCUUUCGACUACAGCAGCAGAUGAUUCCGGAUGUCAGCCAAACAUUUAAGUACCAGGUGGUUUCGCAAAAGCAACUGACCAGACAGCGGAUGCGCGCAAUGUUUUACAAAAAGAUGAUCCACACGGCGCCGAAUGUCUGGCCGAUUAUCAUGAUCUUCACUAGCUUUGUUCUGAUCGCCAUCAUCGCUCGUCUUUCGGUGCUGCUCGAUAUGCCGAAUAUGCGUCAGAACUCGAUACACAUUGGGUUCAUGGAACCGGUGGAUGUGUCCAAGAUACCUAAUUUGAAGGAUUGCGGCUACAUCGACAUCCGGGCGGACAAGACGGUGGUUAAGAAAAAGCGCAUCGAUGUCUCCAGGACCUUUGAUGACAAGACGUUUGCCUGCGAGAAGGGUACCUAUCGCAAUGAUUUGAAGCAGAAGAGCGAGCUGAAGAGUUUUGGAGCAGUGGAGGCGGACGGGGAGCAGAAUCUCAACGGUUAUAUAAGCCAGGAUAUCUUUCACUCGGCUCCCAUGGUGCUUAACUUGCUGCACAAUAUCAUACUUAGACUUUCGUAUCCGGAGCAGGAGAACAUAAUUACCAUGGUGGAGAAUCAUCCGCUGCCCACGCAGUUGUCGCGAAAGAUCAAUCUUCUGGACAACAAAAUCGCCCACAUUCAUGCCCCAUUGGCCAUCGGCUGCAUCCUCCCACUGACCGUAUCCGUUUUCGUAAUCCCGCUGGUGGAGGAGGAGAUAUAUAACGUACGCUUCUUGCAACAUAUGGCCGGGCUGGGACUGAAGGUCUUUUGGGGUAUUAAUCUGUUUUGGGACUGGUUCACCUUCUUCAUCUAUUCGAUCAUCAUUGUGGUGAUCAUGGGUCUGAUGGGCGUCGGCGGCUUUGGGUUCUAUGAGAAUUGUGUCCUGGUGCUUCUGCUGUCCAUCUAUGGCUUGGCGGCCCUGCCGCUCACUUAUCUGGUCUCCAUGUUUGUGUACAAAUCGAUUGUCCGGGCAUUCCUCGUCUCCGUACUCCUGCAGGGAGUAUCCGGCCUGGUGCUCUACAUCAUCUAUUGGGACGUGGCGAACAGCAAUACGAUCUUCUUCUACGGUGCCUGCAUGUCGCCGGGAUUCUCGCUACUGGACGGAGUUAGCAAUGUGUACACCCAGUGCCUGGAGCAGGAGAUCUGCAAUGCCAAGUGCCAGGCGCACGCCAGCUGCACACCGGAGAAUAUGCACGAGGUGGUGCCCAAUUGCCAAUUUGACACCCAUUUCAAAUGGUCUGCUCCGGGCAUUCUACCCGCCAUUGUCUACAUGGUAUUGUCGGCUUUGAUUUUUUUGAUGCUUAUUUUCUGGAUUGAGCUGCAUCGCAGGGAGAAGAAGUUCCAUUCCCCCAGAGAUCUCCGUAAAAUGAGGACCGCAACUUAUCCCUUCGACGAUGGGGAUGUGGCGGACGUGAAGCUGAAAAUCGCCGAGGCGGAUAAUACCAAGGCCAAACAGUCCGUGUUUUUGGUAGACCAGGUGGAGGCCAAGGUUCCCACCACGGGCAAAAGGAUCAACACUGUAUCCUUUGCUCUGAACAAAUAUAUGAGCAUGGGCAUCUUUGGGCCUCGUAACUCCGGCAAAAGCCAUUUGAUGCGACAAUUGGUGGGCGAGGAGGGAUUCGCCUUUGGUGAGAUCUAUGUGCGGGGCCUGGACUUCAAGUACGAUCUGGAGAGCAUCCACACCUACAUGGGCUACAGUCCGCAGCAUCGUGGCCUGCUCAAUGAGCUGACUCCGCGGGAGCACAUCCGGCUGUUGUGCAUGAUCCGCGGGGUUCCGGAGGCGAAGAUCGGCGAGAAGAUACACGACUUGUGCCUGAUGCUCAACAUGACCGGUUGGAUGCACCGCAAGUGCAGUUCACUGACGGCAGAGAAGCGGCACAAGGUGAAAAUAGCCCUGGCAUUGGUGGCCUACAACAAGAUACUGGUUUUGGACGAACCCACCUGCGGCAUGCCGGCGACCACUAGACGGGAAAUCUGGAAUAUCCUCCGAUAUAUCCGAUACUGCGGCAAGACCAUCAUUUUCGCCACCAACGAUGAAAUGGAAUGCAAGAUCCUGGCUGACUUUAUCAUUGUGUUUCAAGACAGCGAGAUGCUGGCGAUCGGCAGUCUACAAUAUUUGCGAUACAAGUACAGUCAUGGGUUCUAUCUGGAGGUGCGACUCAUCCGCGAUGGAUCCACCCUCGCCGAAGCGGAGGAGAAUUUGCGCAAAGAUGUGGAUAAUCUGGCCAAGUUUGUCAACUUCUUGCACAACAGAUCCGAACUGGUGGGACGUUUACACAAUUGGUUCAAGUUCUACGUGCCAGUAGGCCACAUCGUCUAUUCCUUUCUGUAUGGCGCCAUGGAGAAGAACAAGUUACGCCUGAACGUGAGCGACUACUGCAUUUACCAGGCGGACAUGAUCAAUGUGGUGGCCCAGGUACAGGAGACGCGGGCCCAGUUAAAGCACCGUCUAGUUCUGGCGGAAGAUCGGUUGCCCCUGGACACCACGCCCCCCAUACAGACCCCUCAGCUCAAGGCCAAGGGCAAGAAGUAAUGCCAUGCCCUUUUUGGUGCAAAGCCCACCAUAUCGCUAUGUAUAUUUUAUACAUUGUAUGUUUCUUAACAGUGUUGCAAAACAACGAUUUUUCCAAAAUAUUUAGACAAGAACGUAGUUAAAAAUUAUCAAUCUGUACCUGUAAAUAUAUA